Messenger RNA from Colletotrichum higginsianum IMI 349063, 1872 nucleotides. RefSeq names its product BRCA1 C Terminus domain-containing protein. The coding region runs from base 1 to 1872 and encodes 623 amino acids. Gene Ontology annotation, biological process: DNA double-strand break attachment to nuclear envelope; double-strand break repair. The transcript has 2 exons. The record is from RefSeq and is a predicted model, not a curated record. NCBI's taxonomy places the organism in Eukaryota, Fungi, Ascomycota, Sordariomycetes, Glomerellales, Glomerellaceae. Gene Ontology annotation, cellular component: nucleus; Cul8-RING ubiquitin ligase complex.
AUGGCUGACCCAUUGAGUUUAUUCGCAGAAUGCACCUUCGCCUUCGUACCAAGCGCCUACCUGGCUCCCAAGGAAAUCAGCGAGCUGGCAGAAAUCGUCAAGGGCCGUGGCGGUACAGUCCUUGACCCGAGACGCGAUGGCUCCAUUAGGCUCGAAGCGGUUUCCCACAUCGUUUCUAACACCAUCGACUUUCCCCAGUUCACCGAGACCCAAGCCUACAUGAUCCCCGUCAUCAAUCCGGGUUGGAUCAAGGCAUCCAUCCUGAGGAGUAAACAGGCCCAGGUUCGGCCCUACUCCCCCGAUCCGCGUAUGUUUUUCUGCAAGGUCACCAUCACCUGCGCCGGACUCCCCGAAAUCGACAAGGAGACCAUCAUUGGCGCCACCUUGGCCAUGGGCGGUAUGGAAACCGCCGACGUCUCUCGACAGACCACUCACAUCUGCGCCUUGUCCAUGGACCAUCCCAAGUGUAUCACCGCCAAGGAAAAGGGACUCAAGUGCAAGAUUGUCCUGCCUCACUGGUUCGAAGACUGCUUCAAGCUCGGCAAACGAAUCGACGAAGGCCCCUACAUGCUCCCCGAACCCGAAAUCCUGCGCAGACCCGAGAACCAGGGCGAAGUUCAGAUCCCCCAAUACAACCAUCUCCAGGGAGCGACCUCGACCACUCCUAAUCACCUCGCCGACGGCCCCCGCAGGGCCGCCACAAUAUUCCGAGACAAGAAAGUCAUGCUCUCGGCGGACCUUAACAUCACCGCACGAUCGUUGGAGGUUGUCAAGCAGCUCAUUGUCAACGGAGGUGGCAGGAUUGUGGACGACGUGGAUAUAUGCGACUAUUUUGUCUGCCAAUACCGCCAUGGAGAUCAGUAUGUCAAGGCAGCUCAGUCAGGGAAGGAUGUCGGAAACCUGUCUUGGCUCUAUCAUCUUAUCACCCACAACGAGUGGACAUCCCCUCUCCGUCGGCUUCUCCACUACCCGGUUCCCAAGGACGGCAUCCCGGGCUUCAAGGACCUCAAGAUAUGCCUUUCCAACUACGGUGGCGACGCUCGCAUAUACCUCGAGAACUUGAUCAGAGCAACGGGCGCCACGUACACCAAGACGAUGAAGGCAGAAAACACCCACCUCAUCACGGCACGAAACAGUAGCGAGAAGUACGAGGCGGCCAAGGACUGGAAUAUCGAGACGGUCAACCACCUGUGGAUCGAAGAGAGCUACGCCAAAUGCGAGAUGCAGAGGGUUUCCGUCCCAAAAUACUCCCACUUCCCGGUUCGCACGAAUUUGGGCGAGGUUAUCGGCCAGACCUUUUUCGACGAGUACUGUUUGCGGGAGGCCCACUACCCCGGUGGCGAGGAGCACAUGUCGCCGCAAGCUCAGAGGAAGCGCAAGAUCCUCGAGGCUGCGCAAGAGAACUCGUACAACCACGGACCUGCAGAGGGCGUGGUCAUCGGCAGACAGGAGGUGAAGGAGCAAGAGGUCGUUGACGACAGCUUCAUGACGCCCAUCCGUCCCAAAAAAGGCAGCCGUGACAAGGAGAACGACACUCCGUCGGUCAUCUCAACAGGCAGCCGAAGCGCAAAGAGCAAGGCCCUCACCAACCUCCAGCGCAUCGCCCCGGAUAUCGCACUGUACGAGAAGGAAAAGAAGCGAGCCAAGGACGGCAACGGUCCGUGGGGUGGCAAGCGUGCUGCCGAUCAAAUCGACAGGGAACGCCGGCGCACAUCAAGCCCGGCGCAACCCAUGGAUAUCGACGAGGAUGACGAAAGGCCGGCCAAGAAGAGCAGAUCUUCGCGCCCAGAUGUCGAGAUGAGAGUUGUAUUGACUGGCUUCACAAGAUGGGUCAAUGGCAAAUCCAAGGAAGACUCAGAAAGGGCAAGUUAG